GUUAAUCGCAGUAAAGAAUGAAAAGUCGCUCGCGGUGUGGAGGAGCAACAAACGCUGAGAAACACGAAGCCGCGAGGAGUAGUUUGUGAAAGAGAUUAAGUCCGGGGGAAAUAACACGGCGUUAGGUUUAGUUAAUGAAUGAAUACUCGGUUUGUAAAGUGAUGGGCAGAUUGACCUCGGUGCUGACUGUGUGUGAGAGUGGAAUAAACCGGCGUCCUGAGCUGAAACACCGCGCUAGCUACGUCUUCUCCAGGAAGUGGUGAAACAGGAGUGUAUAAGGGGGAAAUACUGUUUGUGAGUCUCUCAACCGGAUAAGUGACGCACCUGAGGACGUGUAACAGGUGUGUUAGAGAAGGAAAAGCAGGCUGAAUGGGCGUAGAGGUGGCCGUGUGAUUAACCGGGAGCAAUGUCGCUCUCUCUCUUCCCGCGUUUGUUCUGUCUGUCGGCUCUGUCCACCUUCCUUUGUGCUCAGGAGUUCAAAACCACAAGAUGGCCGCUCUACUCGCAGAAGCCUCUCCUGCUGGUGUGGAACGCCCCGACGGUGGACUGUACCCCGCGGCACCGCGUAAACUUCCCCUUCGAGCUCUUCCAGAUUGUGGCGUACCCCACGGAGGGCUUUGUGCGCCAAAACCUCACCAUCUUCUACAAAGAGCGCCUGGGGCUGUACCCGUAUUUUGAAGCUAACGGCACCUCUGUGAACGGCGGCCUGCCCCAGCUCGCCAGCCUCGCACAGCAUUUAGAGAAAAUUCCCAAAGGCGUCGAGAAGUACAUCGGCAAAAAUACGUUGGCUAAAGGGCUGGCCGUGUUCGACUGGGAGGAAUGGAGGCCGCUUUGGAUCCGCAACUGGAACGCCAAAGAUAUUUACCGUGAAAAAUCCAGGAAGCUCGUAUCGGAAAAGAAUCCCGGCUGGUCGGCUGAGCAGGUGAACAGAGUGGCUCAGCAGGACUUCGAGCUCUCUGCGCGGAAGUUCAUGCUGGAGACGCUGCGCACGGCGAAGAGUCUCCGCCCCCAGCAGCUGUGGGGUUUUUACCUGUUCCCCGACUGUUAUAAUCACAACUACCUCAGCAACAGCGGCCUGAAGAACUACACGGGUCACUGCCCGGAAGUGGAGAUGCAACGCAACGACCAGCUGCAGUGGCUGUGGACGGAGAGCACAGCGCUCUUUCCCUCCGUGUACUUGAGCCGCACGCUGAAGGACCAAGCCAUCGGCCGGCAGUUCGUCAGGAACCGCGUCAGAGAGGGCAUGAGGCUGGCAUCGACCGGGAACGGCACCAUACGGCCCGUGUUCGUCUACACGCGACCCACCUACACUAACGAGCUCAUGCUGCUGACUGAGAUGGAUCUGAUCUCCACUAUAGGUGAAAGUGUUUCUCUGGGAGCUGCCGGUGUGAUCCUGUGGGGCGACGCCUCCUACGCCAGCAGUAAUGCGAGCUGCUUCAGCCUGAGCGAGUACCUCCGCUCCGGCGCCCUGGGCCGCUACCUGCUCAAUGUUUCCUCCGCGGCCGAGCAGUGCAGCGCGCAGCUGUGCGGAUGGCACGGACGCUGCCUGCGCAGACUCCCCGACACGGACACCUACCUGCACCUGAGCACUCGCACGCACACACUGGAGCUGCGGGGGGGACGCCUCGCCGUGCGUGGCAAGAUGGACCAGGAUGAGCUGGCGAGGCUAAAAAAGGACUUCCGGUGUCAGUGCUACACCGGCUACACGGGCACCAUGUGCUCGCAGAGAGCGUCCGGAAAUAGAGCCGGUCUCAGCCUGCAGGGGGCGCUGGUGCUAAUGCUUACGCUGACCGUUCUGCAGUGACCACAGGAAGAAAAAAAACAACCCGGCGGACGAAAGAGAAACUGAACGCCACCUCUGCUGCUUUCCCAGUGAGCGCUUAGUGCUGCCCCCUGCUGCACAGCACCAUGAACUACACAACUGAUUAGACAGGUGAAGAGGUGUAUGCUCUGCCCCUCCCCGCCCCCUCAACAGUUCCCACGCUGAUGCUCCUUUUCCGCUAACGCAGAGCCAGAUCUGAACCUAUGUUCCCACUGGCCUGAGAGACGGACCUUACGCACUCCUGGAACCUCCACCCAGCACAAAGACUCGACUCGUGUUCAUUUGAAAGAUGUCGCUGCUAAGAGAAAGCUUUGUUUGCAUUAGUAUUUGUUACGCAUCUUCCCAUCCGCUCCGUAAACAUUUCUGUAUCUCCGGACUUUGGAACGUGUGGUGUAGCUUUUUAAAGAUGUUAAGGAGUAAAGCGUUCCUCAGAGUAUUACUUUUAACUUUUAGUCAGUAAUCUGUAAAUUCCUCUCGCACUGUUGAUGGGUUUGGUUUUUUUUUUUGGUUUUUUUUGCUUUUAAACAUUUCCAAUUCAGAAGCAGUCUGGUACCAGAACCGAACCGAUUUUGUUGGCCGAGAGAUUACGCUCGCUGCGCUGGCGGAAAAUCACCAGCAGGAGAGAUGAGAGGAGUCGUAUCAGGAGAUCAGACCUCCACACCGAGGAGAAGAAACGCAGGUCAGAUUAGAGCUGGGCGAUGACUGAACGUUCCGCCAGGUUUUUUGUUUUCCACGCGCCGUUUCUGUAAAUUCGUUCGUGUCGACGGUUCAGCAGGCCUGAGAGGCGGAUCUCGUCUGAAAACAAACUCGGUAAUGACGUGGCUCUGACUCUACAGCGCACGCUUGUAAGAGAAUUAUCCGCAACGAUCCUCACGUCAUGCCUCCAGGAUUUUUUCUUCAAGCGUUUUGGGCCUCAACAAUCACAAAAACUCCACGGAAUCCUGUACGGACCGAAUAAUCUCAGCACAGUAUCACAGUAUUUUAUAAUCAUGGCCCAGCUCUAACGUAGACGUGACGAGCCUGUGAGUGACGUAGAGUUUAUUAAAACCUCUUAACUGUUUCAGAUCCUUCUGAUCUUUGUGGAACAGUGCGGAGCUGUAAAUAAACCACGCUCCUCGCUGUUUUCUGCUUUAAAAUACUGGAUUUCUUUUUUCUUACAUCGCUAAACAAGUCUACGCAACUUAAAGUUCACCCAAAGCCUCUGUCUGAUGUGGGACCUCUGCUGGACUGGUGUCACUUCAUCUGCCAGAGUCUCCUUCAUCGUCUGGAGCAAACUGGAAGAGAUUAAGUGCCACGUGUUUUGUAGUAUUUUGUAAACCUUUCUCUCCGAGUGGGUGGAAUCAUGUUUUUGUGUGUGUGUGUGUGUUUUUGUGUGUGUGUGUGUGUGUGUGUGUGUGGGUGGGUGUUGUGUCUCGUGUCUCUAAUACAAAGACCUGAACUCUGUAUAAUGCAACAGUCGCCAGCAUCACCAUGUUUUCUGGACUACGGGACACAUUCUUUGCCUUUUAUCACACGCUGUGACGUUCACCGCCGACUCACACCACGCCUGUGAGCGAGCGUGUGCGUGUGUGUGCGUGAGUGUGCGUGUGUGUGCGUGAGUAUGGUGUGCCGGUUUGAGGAGAUACACUGCCAAUAGCUUGGUGCUAGCAUAACAAUAGAAAAAAAAGAGUGCCAUAAGUGCGUCUUAAGUUGUCUGGAGAACACGGUGAUCUGACCGAGCGCCUUCACAUUUCACUUUAAUAUUGAAACCAAAUUCUGCUCACUGGUGGUUGUUUGUUUUUUAUUAAACUGGAGACUGUUUGGUUUGAUCUUGAACAAUGUUUUAUAUGUUGGUGCAAAUCCAAAUGAUUGUAACUCGAUGUUUAUUACUUUACAAUAAAUAAAUGCUUUAAGGGCUGUGA
Messenger RNA from Ictalurus punctatus (channel catfish), 3723 nucleotides. RefSeq names its product hyaluronidase 2b (gene hyal2b). Gene Ontology annotation, molecular function: hyalurononglucosaminidase activity; hyaluronoglucuronidase activity. Gene Ontology annotation, biological process: hyaluronan catabolic process; carbohydrate metabolic process. The record is from RefSeq and is a predicted model, not a curated record. The transcript has 6 exons. Bases 407 to 1804 code for a protein of 465 amino acids. Lineage: Eukaryota; Metazoa; Chordata; Actinopteri; Siluriformes; Ictaluridae.